AUGCAACUCCAUCAUCACCUCCCCCUACUCGUCCCUCUCCUCCUCCUCCUCAUACUCCUCACCCUCACCUCCCCCUCCGCCUCCUCUCAGCACUCUGAAUGCGCCCCCCACUCCACCACCGUGACCGUCUCCUACCCCUUCCUCCUCCCCGGCUCCCUCCGCCCCGACUCCUGCGGCCUCCCCGACUACGCCCUCUCGUGCUCCCCCUCCAACACCCUCACCCUAUCCAUCUCCAAGAAAACCUACCAAGUCCUCUCCCUCGACGCCCCCAACCGCGUUCUCACCCUCGUCGACCCCGCCUUCCUCGACCAACUCUGCCCCCAGCCCUCCUCGGCCAACUCCGCCCUCGACCUCGACCCCUCCCUCUUCCGCUACACCGGCGACGACCGCAACAUCACCGUCUUCAUCAACUGCUCCUCCUCCUCCGUCUCCCGCCCCAUCUCCAGUACCUUCAACAUCACCUGCUCGGCCGGUCAAAAUUCUUACUAUCGUCUCAAUAACGACACAGCGGACUAUCGUCUCAAUAACGACACAGAGGACGUCGCGUUCGCACAGGCUCUGCGGCAGGGGUUCUACGCGACGUGGACGGCGGGGGAGGGGUGGUGCGAGGGGUGCCAGAGGUCGGGUGGGUAUUGUGGAAGUCGUGAUCGGGAUUGUUUUUGCGCUAACGGGACUUUCACCGGUUCUUGCCCUGGUGUCGUUAGCGGAGUGGGAGGCUUCCUCUUAGCAUGCACAAUCUUCUUCUUCUGCUACAAGUACAAGUUAAAGAAGAAGUACUCGAAAUCCUUGACUCCCUCCACUGCUAUCGUCCAAGAUUUCUCUUCAUCAUUUUCGAAGAAAGAUUCUGAAACAAUAAGCUUUCAUUGCCAGACACCCUUAUUCUCUUAUGAAGAGCUUGUGGAGGCUACCAAUGGCUUUGAUCGAUCAAAAGAACUUGGUGAUGGUGGCUAUGGGACUGUCUAUAAAGGUCUUCUCCGAGACGGACGCGUUGUGGCCGUGAAGCGUCUGUACGAAACGAGCUACAAACGCGUCGAGCAGUUCAUGAAUGAAGUCGGAAUCCUCUCCCGAGUCCGCCACCCGAACCUCGUGACCCUCUACGGGUCCACGUCCCCGAACUCCCCCCACCUCCUCCUCGUCUACGAGUUCAUCCCCAACGGGACCCUGGCCGACCACCUGCACAACCCCGUCCGUCCCCUCUCCCUCCGCCUCUCUGCCGCCAUCGACACCGCAUCCGCCCUCUCCUACCUCCACUCCAUCGACAUCAUCCACCGCGACGUCAAAACCCACAACAUCCUCGUCGACAACAACUUCAACGCGAAGGUUGCCGAUUUCGGCCUCUCCCGCCUUUUCCCCGCCAAUGCCACGCACGUGUCCACCGCGCCCCAAGGAACCCCAGGGUACCUCGACCCGGAGUACCACAGGCUCUAUCAACUUACAGAUAAGAGCGACGUUUACAGCUUCGGAGUGGUCCUUAUGGAGCUCAUAUCGUCUAGGCCGGCGGUAGAUGUCAACCUUAGGCCGAACGAGAUAAGUUUGGCUAUGGUCACAAUGAGUAAGAUCCAGAACGGCGAGUUGGCGGAUUUGGUCGAUCCGGGACUUGAAUUCGGCUCCAAUCAGGAGGCGAAUAGGAUGGUGACUCAAAUGGCCGAGCUAGCGUUCAGGUGUUUGCAGAUGGAUAGGGACAUGAGGCCUCCGAUAAAGGAGGUUUUGGAGGGGUUGAAGGAGAUCGAGGUGGGUAGUCAUUGUAGUGGCGACGAUUGCGAGGUUAGGACUAAGGAGGAGUCGAGGCUGUUGAAGGAUUCAGGGUCGAUAUCGCCUGAUUCGGUGAUGAAGAAUUGUUGGAUGAGUAGUAGUUCUACUACUCCGAGCUCUAGCAAUCAAGGUAUAGUCUGAGUUUGUAAGGGGAUGUUUUCUCGUUUGAGACGAUUGUGGUGGUGUGUAGUUCUCACAUAUGUUGUGAUAUUAAGAGGGCAAUGUACAUAGUAGGAAGAGGUUACUGUAGUUAGAUACGUCGCAUUUAUUUGCAGAGGGUAAUAAUUGUAGAAGUGCUUAAACAGAUUUUUUUUUUGGCCCUCGCACUUCACUGCCUUAAUUUUAUGUCAUCAUCUUUGUAUUAAAGACA
Asparagus officinalis (garden asparagus) is the source of this 2122-nucleotide messenger RNA. RefSeq names its product LEAF RUST 10 DISEASE-RESISTANCE LOCUS RECEPTOR-LIKE PROTEIN KINASE-like 1.2. Gene Ontology annotation, biological process: protein phosphorylation. NCBI's taxonomy places the organism in Eukaryota, Viridiplantae, Streptophyta, Magnoliopsida, Asparagales, Asparagaceae. The record is from RefSeq and is a predicted model, not a curated record. Gene Ontology annotation, molecular function: polysaccharide binding; protein kinase activity; ATP binding.